ACUCUCAUUUCUUCUCACCUGUACUUAACCUACCUACUACAUAUGCCAAGAUGAUGAAGGGUAUGAUAAUAAAGAACAUGACCUUCAAGGUCGGACAAACCCUCACUGUUGUUGGAGUCAUCAAAUCUGAUCCCAAAAGGUUUGCUGUGGAUAUUGGCCAGAGUGAGGACAAAAUUGCACUUCAUUUCAACCCUCGUUUUGAUGACAGCAGAGACAUAAAUAUAAUUAUCUGCAACUCUUUUGAGGGAGGCAAUUGGCGUCAGGAACAACGUGAGGAACGUUUUCCUUUCAGCCCGGGAAAGGAAUUCAAGAUCUCCAUUCAGUUCACUUGUUCAGAGUUUGUGGUGACUUUACCAAAUGGCUCAGCGUUCCGUUUCCCCAAUCGCAUGGGUGCAGAGAAAUACUCUGUUAUAGGCUUUCGUGGGGAUGCUGUCAUCAGAAGCAUUGAGAUCAAGUAAAACGACAUCCACCCUUGAAUUGCUGAAUUGAAAUUCUUGUUUUAUUUUUCUGCUUGUCUGGCAGCAGAUUUUUAGCUCUGCACACAGAUGACUGAACAUCCUGUUAUGGAACUGUGCAGUUUUAAAGUAGUCCAAGGGAUCUUUUGGUUUGGAUUCGUAGUUUUUUGCUUGUAAGAAUUGUAUACAGUAAAUUAUCAUCAAGUUUCAUUUACUGUGCCUUUAAUUGCUUCACUAUUCACUAUUUGUAUUUUCCAAGACUUUUUACUUGUCAGUUCUUUCCUGCA
Messenger RNA from Pelmatolapia mariae (spotted tilapia), 742 nucleotides. Its product is annotated as beta-galactoside-binding lectin-like. The record is from RefSeq and is a predicted model, not a curated record. Gene Ontology annotation, molecular function: carbohydrate binding; galactoside binding; laminin binding. The coding region runs from base 51 to 458 and encodes 135 amino acids. NCBI's taxonomy places the organism in Eukaryota, Metazoa, Chordata, Actinopteri, Cichliformes, Cichlidae. The transcript has 4 exons.